Molecule: messenger RNA, 645 nt
Organism: Fonsecaea erecta
Lineage: Eukaryota; Fungi; Ascomycota; Eurotiomycetes; Chaetothyriales; Herpotrichiellaceae
Exons: 1
Coding region: 1-645 (214 amino acids)
Molecular function (GO): acyltransferase activity, transferring groups other than amino-acyl groups
Source: RefSeq, a predicted model, not a curated record
AUGUCUUCAUCACCAGCGUCGCCGACCUUCCCGAUACUCUACACGGAAAGACUCGAGCUCCGGAUGUUUGACCCGUCACGGCCCUCCGACUACAAGGCCAUCCUGACCAUCUACGAAAGCGAUUUCAUCCUGCGCACGGUGGGUGACCCGGGUGUGCACACGCGCGAGGACCUCGACCUCCGCAGCCAAAAGUUCCACCUGCGGCCCCGGACCUCCGACAACGACGGCGACGAAGACGACGCCGACUCCUCUACGAAACCCCUCCCCUCGCACCCGUGGCAUUUGAUCUACCUACGCGGUACCGACACGCUGGUCGGGACUGUGUCCUUGUUCCACCGCCACCCGCUCCCCUACCCGGACAUGGGCUACGCCGUGCUCGAGCCCUACAUGGGCCGCGGCUUCGCGACCGAGGCCGCCCGGGCCGCGCUGCGCUGGUGGACCGACGACAUGGGCGUGCCCAACAUCUGGGCCGCCGUGUUCGACACCAACGCCGCCAGCCACCGCGUCGCGCAGAAGAUCGGCUUCGUCCAUGGCGGCAUGGUGACGACCCUGCUCCGGGACGGCCGCGUCAUGCAGUCCAUCGCGUUUGUGCAGCCCGACAUGGGCCGCUGUCUAGACGGCUUGACUGUCGACCUGCGCCCGUGA